AUGGCUUAGACAAUAAAUCCAUUUAUGAAGGUAAAAUGCUUUUAUUUAUUCUUAUGUUAUAGAUCAUGUAGGAUAGUGGGCUAUCAAAAGGAAUAUUACAAAUAUUUAAUAUUACCAUUAAAAAUCAUGUUUUCAGAGUAUUUAACAACCUUGGAAAAUGUUCAUGAUAUACAUGAAAAACACAAGUUAUAAAAGUAUGAAAUACGCUCCCAAUUUUAUAAAAUAUAAGCACAGGUUUAUUAAUAGGAGAGAAAACAGUAUUGUUAACAUUUUGGUGCAGUCUGGAUGGUAAAAUUAAUGGUAGUUUCGUCUUUUAUUUCACUGAAUUUUAGAAGAUCUUCACAAUGUCAGUACAUGACCUUUACAUUCUGACAAAAAAAAAAAAAAAAUUUAAGAAAUAAUUACCAGAAAUGAUCAGGUAGAAAACAUAAAAGAGAUUCUAGAUUAAGAUGGUGGUCUGUGAAUUGUAUACAGCGUUUUUAUUCUCAUCUUAAAUAUCUUAAACUGAAAGAAAAUAAUUUGUAUGCACAAACUCUUUCUGGGUGUGCGUGUGUUUUACAUUUUUUUUUUUUUUAAGUGAGGAAUUCCUGGAAGACAGAAAGCAGAUGGAGCCACUGUGUAGGAGGCUGGCGGGCAGCAGACGGCCAGCAAGGAGGAGGAGGGGAGUCGGCCUGUCUUGGCUGGCGUUUGAGGGAAACGGUCGAGGGGCGGAGGAGGAAAUGAAAGAGAGGGCGCGUGUGUCAAUACAAGCUGAACACGGGCACGCGCGCUGACCAGCCUGGCUGCCGCCCGCAGAGCGGAAGGCGGGCUGGCUGGGGGCGGGGCCAAGGCUUAGGCGGGCUCAGAGGUGGCGGGUUCCCUGGGCCGCAAAGACCCGGUCGCCAGAGUGAAGUGAAGCCAAGCCAACUAGCGCGGCGAAGCCCAGGCCGCGCGGACUCCCCAGAGACUUGCCGCCGCCUGCGCCUUUGCGGCUGCAGCCAUCCCUCUUACUCCUUGCCUUUCUUCCCCGUCGUCUCCUCUGUCGCCGUGCCGCAGCCGCACCAGCAUCGACAACAGCUAAGUGGCCGAUUCGGGGACUUGGGGUCGGGGUUGGGGCGGACGCAAGGCACGAACAGCACUCGCGAGCCCGCCAUCUCUACGUCAGCCGCCACUGCUGCAGUAACCCUUCUAGGGCGAGAGAGGAAAGCACUGUGGAGAGGCACACGCUGUCCCAGUGCUCACGGUUAGAGUUCGAGCGUUUCUGCCAAAACCUUGGUGAGAGCCUUGCACUUGGAGAAGGGAGCACAGAUCAGGUCUUUGAGAUCGCAAAAAAAAAUAUAUAUCAUAUUGCGUAGUGUUGACUUUUUGUCAGUUUAAUCGACCAGAGCAGCAGCUUUCCCCAAGCCCUCUUAAUCCCUGAGCUAUGUCUCCUCCAACCGUGCCUCCGAUGGGGGUAGAUGGCGUGUCUGCAUACCUGAUGAAGAAAAGGCACACCCACAGGAAGCAACGGCGCAAGCCCACUUUCCUCACUCGUAGGAACAUCGUGGGCUGCCGCAUUCAACACGGCUGGAAGGAAGGCAACGAGCCAGUGGAGCAGUGGAAGGGUACUGUGCUCGAGCAGGUUUCCGUGAAGCCCACUCUUUACAUCAUUAAAUAUGAUGGCAAAGAUAGUGUGUAUGGACUAGAACUGCACCGCGAUAAGAGAGUUUUAGCGCUAGAGAUCCUUCCUGAGAGAGUGCCAACUCCUCGUAUCGAUUCACGACUGGCAGAUUCCCUGAUUGGCAAGGCAGUGGAGCAUGUGUUUGAAGGUGAACAUGGUACCAAGGAUGAAUGGAAGGGUAUGGUCCUGGCGCGAGCUCCUGUGAUGGAUACUUGGUUUUACAUCACCUACGAGAAAGAUCCUGUUCUCUAUAUGUACACGCUGCUUGAUGACUACAAAGAUGGUGACUUACGCAUUAUUCCAGAUUCCAACUACUAUUUCCCUACAGCAGAACAGGAGCCUGGAGAGGUGGUCGACAGUCUCGUGGGCAAGCAGGUGGAGCAUGCCAAAGAUGACGGGUCCAAGAGAACUGGCAUUUUUAUACAUCAAGUGGUGGCGAAGCCAUCUGUCUACUUCAUUAAGUUUGAUGAUGAUAUUCACAUUUAUGUCUAUGGUUUGGUGAAAACUCCUUAAAUUCUUUGUGCUCUUUACAGAAGUUGUGGAACUGUUAGAUGUAAAUUAUUUUGUGUUCUCGUAGUUGUGAACGCAGAGAACAGUUUAGGUGUCAGAAAUUCGGGAAAGUGGAUAAAUUUUAUCGUGCCAACAAAUCUUACCUUGACUAGUUUCACAAUUUUGCCUCAAGUGUACUUUGCUACUUUUGAUAUUGCCUUGUUCUGUAACUUAACAGUUAAAUUGGGUGCCAAUAGAAAAUUAAAAAGUGUUUGCAACCAUUGGAACAAUGCAAAAAUAGAUUAAGAAAAAUUAAUGGUGUAAACCCACACCCCGUCCUUACCCCUUCCUUUCCUUACCUUAACAAGUGUUGGGGAUGCGAAGUACAUCCUUCCACCUAUUUUCCCCAUCUUCAUGCAGAAAGUAUGUUCUAGUAGUUUCUGUAAAAAUGGCAAGCCACAUGCUUUUCUCACUUGACAUGUAGAUGAUAUCUCUUCUUAUCAGUAGCUUCAGUCUUUCUUGCUCUCUCUGGCUCUCUCUGGCCCUCACUCUUACUCUCUUACACUCUUACUCUCCCCCUCCCUCCUUUACUCUAACAGCUGAAUACGCAGUACUUGUUGAUGUACCAAAAAGGCAUUCAACCAUUUCGUUAUUGAUCGUCUUUUAUUUCCUUUUUUUUUUUUUUUUUUCAAAAUAACACUGCUGUAAUACAUACUGGUGCUUUUAUUUCUAUAGGUUGGAUUCCCAGAAAUACUAUGUAGGCAUAUGUUUCAGAAAUAUUACAAGAUUACUAUCCAAAAUGAAAGCACCCAUUCCAGCGUCCUCUCCAGCACUCUUUAAUGCUUGAAAAUAUGAAAGGCUAAAAAUUGCAUUGUAUUGCUUGUUAGUUUAAUUGCCUUUUGUCUGAGUUCAAAGAGAUUUGUUGUUGCUGUCCUUGUUUCUGUUUGGAUUUUUCUCUGAUUUGCCUGUUCUUACCCUUUGCUCAUGUAUCUAUUGAUGUUUUUCAUUAUAAAUUUGUAGAAAUUCUUACUACAUAGUGCAUAUUAAUCAUUUGUAGCUCUAAUGUGUUAUGAUGUUUUCAUCUUGACUUUAUUGAUGAUAUAUUUUUCUUUAAAAUUUUUAAACUUUUUAGGUAGACACUUAUCUCUUUUAUAGAUUUUGGUUUCCUUUUUUUAUCACAUGGAUGCCCUCACCCAAAGUCAUAACUUUAUUAUUUUUAAUGUUUAAAUGUUUGAUCCAUCUGAAAUUUAUUUUUGUAUAUGGUGUAAGAUGGGGAUCCAGCGAUAACAUUUUGUUCACAUUGGAUACCUGAUUGUGACAUUUAUUUAAAAUAUUACCCAUUUUCAAAUUUCUGAGCUAAUAUCAUGAUUUAAUUAUAGUGGCUUCAUCGUAAGUUUUAGAAUCCGAUAAAGCAAGUCCUACUUCAUUAGUUUUUUUUUUCUUUAUAUAAUCUGUCCUAGGCAUUCAUUUUUUCAUGUGAAAAAACGAAAUGCAGAAUUUUAAUAAAAUUCUAAUUAUGAUGGCUGACAUCACAAUUAAAAUCCUGCAUUUUUGUUUAGAGGGCUCUUUAAUAAUAUUAAAUCUUAGCACUCAAGAGUCUUCGUACAUCAUUGAAAUCUUUUGGUCUUGUUAUUGGAAUAUUCUUCACGUAAGUAUAUAGUAGCUAAUUGAAUUUAUUUCUAAGUAUUUUUACAGUUUUAUUUCAUAUUUUGACAUUGUGAAUUGGUUUUUUCUUCUCAUUUGUAAUUUGCUAUUUUUGACAAUGUAGACAACCUAUAGAUUUUUGUAUUUUUGUCUUCUGUCUAAUGAGCUUAAUCAUUGAAAUUACAGUAGAUUUUUAAGAAUAUAAUAUUUUAGGUUUUCUAGAUAUGAAAUUAUUUCACCUGAACAUAUAGAUCAUUUUAUUUCCUCUUAAUGUUUAUACUGAUUACUGUUACAUUAGCUGGAUUUUUCAAAACAAUGUUGAAUGGUGAUGACAGAUGUGACUGUCUUGUUCUUAAUUUUCAUGGAAGUAAGAAUGCAAAGUAUUAAUAGGGAAUAGUAUUCCCUAUUAGUAUGACAUUUACUUUUGGUUAUUAGUAGGUAGUCAUUAACAUGUUUAAGAGUUUCUGCUAUUCCUGUUUUAUAGUGUUAUUGCUAGAAGUGGUUCCUGAAUUUUAUAAAAUGCCUUUUCAGCAUCUAUUGAUAAAAUUGUAUGAUUUUUUUCUCUUUAAUUUGUUGAUGUAAUGAAUUAGAAUGGUAGGUAUUUGAUGUGGAACCAAACUUGUAUUUCUGGAACAAAUACUAUUUGAUCAUUGUGAAAUAAUGAUUUGCUACAUGACUGGAUUUUAUUUACCAGUAUUUAAUUUAGAAUUAUUACAUUUUCAUUCAAAAGUAAAAUUGUAUUUUGUCCUUCUGAUGCCAUCUUUAUCAAGUUUUGUUAUUGAAGUUGUUGCUAGCUUUAAAAAAAUAUGAAUAUGUGAGUUUUCAAUUUUUUUCCUGUGGUCUGGAAUAAUUUAAAUAGCAUUAGAAUUAUUUGUUCGUUAAAAGUUAGCUAGGACAAAGUGUAAAACAAUCUAUAUCCCUGCUAUAUAUCCCUGUGUUCUCAUCUUUUAGCUCCCGUAUGUGAAUGAGAACCUUGGUUAUUUGGUUUUCUGUUUCUAUGUUAGUUUGCUAAGAAUAAUGGCCUUCAGCUCCAUCCAUGUUCCAGCAAACCACCAUGGCACAUCACUGACUAUUGGAAAAAUGCAAAUCAAAACCACAAUGGGAAAUUGUGUUUCAAUGGAAAAUUAUCUGUCCUCUAGAACUGUGCAUCCUUUCUGUAUUCUCAGAUCUAGCUUUGUUCAUUGUUUCGGGGAUAUUUUGGUACACUUUGUAAAUUGUAGUUACCUGAUAAUUAUGUAAAUUAUAUUCUAUAUGGUACAAAUUUAAUUGACUUAUCCCCCUUCUGUGAAACAACCAGCAUUGUUUCCAUUUGCAAUACUUUUCAGUAUUCCUUUUCUCUAGUUUUGUGCUUUUUGAUUUUCCCUAAUAUCAGUAAUUACAUCUGCUGAGUUCUCUCAUGUCAUGUGAGUAAAAUAGAAUUUUUAAAUAUGAAAAAAAUCUAAUCCUGAUGACACUUUUAAUGGUAGAUAUUUAAUCAGCUUUGUGAUUUCUUUAAUAGUUAUUGGUUUAUUCAGGCUUUUUAUUAAAAAGGUAUAUACAUUCUCUGUGACAUACAAAGUUAAAAGUUGUCUCUAUUAUUGCUGAUUGUACUGGUUGUUGCUUGUUGACUGUACUAUUCAGAUGCUUUAUGCUUUUGUAUAUUUUAUGUCACCUAGAUCUAAUUCUGAAAACAUUGUAAUAAAAUAAUCAGCUAUAAUGGUA
Molecule: messenger RNA, 5473 nt
Organism: Symphalangus syndactylus (siamang)
Lineage: Eukaryota; Metazoa; Chordata; Mammalia; Primates; Hylobatidae
Gene: SPIN4
Product: spindlin family member 4
Biological process (GO): gamete generation
Source: RefSeq, a predicted model, not a curated record